This is a messenger RNA of Plasmodium vivax (malaria parasite P. vivax), 3264 nucleotides long. RefSeq lists its product as hypothetical. NCBI's taxonomy places the organism in Eukaryota, Apicomplexa, Aconoidasida, Haemosporida, Plasmodiidae. Bases 1 to 3264 code for a protein of 1087 amino acids. The transcript has 2 exons. The record is from RefSeq and is a predicted model, not a curated record.
AUGGCAAAGACCACCUACUUGGCCCUGUUUUGUUGCUGCGUGCUGAAGAGCAUCUCGGUGCUCGGGAGGGAUCCCGCGAGCGCCCUGGAGAGGAUAACGGAGUUCAGGCAGCAGCACAGGAGGACCCUGGACGGGCGGCUGUGCGCCGCUGCCUUCCUGCACGACGACCAGACCUACACGGACUGCACCAGCGCGACUUCGCCCGACGGGACCAGCGGGCGAGAAUGGUGCUACGUAGAAGUGCAGCUGCUGGGGAAGGGGUCCCGCGACUGGGACUACUGCGCCAACGCAGUGAGCUACGACAAGCUGAGGCUGCACGCGAAGAAGGUGUUCGAAGACAAGUCGGUAGAAGCAGACAGGUUAAAGGAUCGACUGCACGUGCUAAACAGUCGCGUGCACAGCAUGCUCAGCAAAUACAAUUCCGUGUGUGGGAGCAAGCACCAAGUGGUAGGCUCGCGAAUAGGAAGAAUCAACCAGUGGGUUCAAACGAGCGUAGAAUCUCUAAAGCGAAUUGAAGAUAACGCCAACGAUUUAGAUGCGACGAGAAGUGUAAUGGGCAAAGUACAAGGGGAGAUGAAACGAGAAAGGGACGGGUUCGUAGAUGUAAAAGAAAACUGUGAGCGUUGGGCUGGUUAUGAAAAGGAGCCACACAGCGAUGGGCUCAAGGUGUCCUAUUUUAAUAACCCCUUUUUGGAAGGAACCCCAGUGGAGAGUAAAGUGGAGAAGAAAAUCAGCUUCGCCUACAGCAAUAGGGGACCAUCCGAGAUGAUCUCUCCUUAUAGGUACUCCCUGCGCUAUGAGGGGUACCUCAUGAUUCCGCACAGUGGUGUAUACACUUUUACAUUCGAGACGAACUGCUACGCGAGGUUGCUCUUAAACGGAAGGGUAGUCCUCUCACAUGGUUUUGCCGCUUCAGGUGGGAACGAAGGGGGGGGAGCAGUAGAAGAGGUACUUACCUUUGGAAGGGAGGACCAUUCUUCAGUGGAGCUCCCUGGGGGGGGCAAACCUCCCUUGCGGAACCUCCACGGGGGAGCGUCCCCCUUGGCCGAAAUGAAUGACGAACCGAGCAACGUGGUUAAGGUGUCCAAGCCGAUCGAGCUGGUCGGGGGGGAGAAGAGCAGCUUCGUCUUGGAGGUGUCUCACUCGUCUCAUUUGAAGUUCGAGGGGGGGGAGUUCCUGCGUGGGGGGGGUGACUCUCUCAAGGAAUCCCCCCCUUUUGGGGACCCCCCCGCAGCGGCGUCCUUCUCGCUCCUUUGGCAGUCCAGCCGCAUCGACAAGCAGCCCAUCCAGAGCAGCUACCUCUUCCAGGAUAACGCAGUCCCGCCUGUUCGAUUCUCCGCAGUAGAUGCAGACCUGUUUUCCAUUGGAGUAGUUCACACAGAGGAGCAAAUAUUUAUGGACGACGCCAACUGGGUGAUUAGCAGCGUGCCCAGUAAGUACCUGAACUUGCAUCUACUCAAAACGGGUUCUAGACCCCAUUUUUCGCACUUCUCCGUAUCUAUGAACACGGGUUGCAACCUAUUCAUCGCUUCACCGGUGGGGGAAACCUUCCCCUUGAGUCCCUCCAAAGAUGGAGCGACGUGGAAAGCAUUUGAAACGGACGACAGUGUAGAGGUGAUUCACAGAGAGACGAAGGAAAAGAGAAUCUAUAAGCUCAAGUUCAUUCCUCUGAAGAGUGGGGCUCUCCUAAAGGUUGACGUUUUGAAGGGAAUUCCCUUUUGGGUUAUCUCACAAGGGAGGAAAAUCCUACCAACGAUUUGUUCUGGAGAUGAGGAGGUGCUAUCAAACCCACAGAAUGAGGUCUUCAAAGAGUGCACAUCGUCGAGUAGUCUCUCUCCCGAAUUUGAUUGUCUAGCCGGGCUGAGCACCUACCAUAGGGAUAAGAAGAACCACACGUGGAAAACGUCUAGCGGAUCUAUAGGUCAGUUUAUAAAGAUCUUCUUCAAUAAGCCCGUACAAAUUACCAAGUUUAGGUUUAAGCCCAGAGACGACCUGCUGUCUUGGCCCUCCGAAGUAGCUCUCCAAUUCGAUACCGAUGAGGAGGUGAUCAUACCAAUUCUGCAUACGCACAAUAUGGGGCAGAACACGACUAGGCUAGAACACCCAAUCAUCACCACCUCUGUUAAGGUAGAAGUGAGAGACAUGUACGAACGGGCAAGUGAAAAUACAGGAGGUUCUUUCGAGGUAAUUGGAAGCACAUGCCAGAUGAUGGAAGACGACUACAUGACGCACCAUGCUGUUAUAGACAUCACCGAGUGUGAUCGUAGGUUGGAGUCCCUCCCAGAUGUUAUGCCCUUAACGAAGGGGAGCAAAUUUCUGGCCAUUUGUCCCCGCCCCUGCUUGAGCAGCUCCAAUGGGGGAGUCAUUUACGGGUCAGAUGUUUAUUCCACAGAUUCUGCCGUAUGUGGGGCGGCCGUACACGCGGGGGUGUGCAGCCGUGAGGGGGAGGGCAGCUGCCACUUCCUCGUUGUGGUGCGCGGCGGGCGGGCCAACUUCGUGGGGGCUCUCCAGAACAACGUCCUGUCUCUCAGUCGGGGUGGUGGCGGUAGCGGUAGCGGUAGCUCCACCAGUAGCGAUGGCGAUGGCGAUAGCGAUAGCUCCACCAGUAGGGCCAACUUCUCAUUUUCCCUCUCCAGUGCGUCAGGGUUCGGGGGGGGUCCGCGCGGGGCCCACGCAGAAGCCGCGCCAAGCAGCUACUCCAUUGUGUUCAAGCCGAGGGACCAUUUGGCUCCAACGAACGGCUUUCUAGUAGACUCAGGGAGAGAGUUCACCAGCUACGGAAGCGUUGCCUACGGAUGGAAGAGGGAGGUUUCUCCUUCGUCCUCUUUUUCCUCUCCUUCUCCUAGCUACACUUCCCCCCCGUUGGAAGAACCGACGCUGCUUAGGGGGGACUCCUCCUCAUUCAAUGGGAUUUACUCCGGGGGGAUAGAAUUCCCCCCCGCCUCGGCUAGCCAAAAUUGCAUUUCCCAACUGGAUUGCCAGACCAACUUCUGGAAGUUUCAGAUGCAAGAAAAUGGCACCUACUUUGUGCAGGUGCUAGUGGGGAAUAAAACUUCCCCUGAGAAGCAGAAGGCCUUCGUCGAGCUGAAUGGCGUUCCCAUCAUAAAGGGGGUGGACCUUGGCCCAGACGAGGUCUUCGUCGCCACUGACCGCGUGCAGGUGACGAACCGGGCCCUCGUCCUCACGUCCACUUGCCUGGGCGGCGAGAGUGCCUGCUCGCGGGCGCGCGUCAGCAUCAUGGCGGUCCAGAUUGUGAAGACGUAG